Poeciliopsis prolifica (blackstripe livebearer) is the source of this 625-nucleotide messenger RNA. Its product is annotated as diamine acetyltransferase 1-like. The record is from RefSeq and is a predicted model, not a curated record. Bases 21 to 452 code for a protein of 143 amino acids. NCBI's taxonomy places the organism in Eukaryota, Metazoa, Chordata, Actinopteri, Cyprinodontiformes, Poeciliidae. The transcript is spliced from 5 exons. Gene Ontology annotation, molecular function: N-acetyltransferase activity.
GAACUUGCAAAUAUGAAGAGAUGGAGAGCCAGGUCACGCUGACGGAAAAGGAUCUCCUAGAGGAUGGGUUCGGUGAAACGCCGUUUUACCACUGCAUCAUCGCUGAAACUCCAGGAGAGAGCAGCAGCGACGAGCCGAACGUUGUGGGCUUUGCCAUGUACUACUUCACCUAUGACCCCUGGGUGGGCAAGCAGCUGUACCUGGAGGAGUUUUAUGUGAUGGAUAAAUGCAGAGGGCUCGGCAUCGGAUCAGGAAUCCUGCGGCACCUCAGUGACCUGGCCAUGAAGACUCGCUGCACCGGCAUGAUGUUCGUGGUGGCGGAGAACAACGAGCCGUCGGUCCAGUUCUACAAGCGGCGCGGCGCCGAGGAUCUGUCCCAGGAGGAGGGCUGGCGGCUCUUCCGGUUCGACAAGGACAGCCUGGUCAAGAUGGCGACGCCAGCAGAGGAGUGACCGCAGGGAGGAAACCCGAGGUCCAAACCGAGGCCCAAACCGACCCAUCGUCUCGGCUCUCCACUCAAACCGGCUCAUUUCUACAAGUUCAGCUUCCAAACAGGAAAAUGUAUCAACAUUGUGAUUCUGAGUUUACUUCUAGUUUAUUAAAAUGUUAUUCUGCUUAAUGUUAA